GCACACGCAGGAUCAUUGCAAAUUGUUACGUAUAUAACGCAUUCUUUAAGUGAUCAAUUUAUAAAAUCGCGAAGCCAUUUGAACGCAGAUGAAGCUGAAGUUCAGGCAAAUCCCUGUACUGCCCAUCAUUCAAUUGGUAUAGCCGAAUCGCCAUAAUUGCCGAUCCUGUAUGCUCUAUAGCGAAAGUUGUAAUUUUUUGUAGAAAACUGAAUGGCACACACGUGGCCUCCGAGGUUAGGCGGCGCGCGCUACAGUGCGCGCGGCCCGAUCUCUGAGGCUAUGAGGCACGUAACUUCUCUGAGGAGAAAGAAGUGAAGUAGCAGAAGAAGAUGGCCGCCAGGUUGAAGGACCGCGCCUCGUCCUGGUUCCGCUCCAUCGUUGGGUUACCUCGGCAGCAGCAGCAGCCGAGGGCGGCUCGGAGCGUCGCCAUCACGGCACAGCAGGAGACCGGUGUCCAAGCGCCGCCUGGCCUCGCAUAUCCGCCUCCCACGGUGGCGGCACCGAGCAGGUCGCUGCCGCAGGACGUCGCCAGUGCAGCCAUGCUUCAGCCUCCCGCGCCAGAACCGGCGCUGGAGCCCGCCGGCACGGCGACGCUUAUGCAGCCCUCCAGCACAGCACCGCCGAUGUCGAUGUACGCGAGCGUAAUAGGUCAGCCCGCUGCGCCGGAGGCUUCGGCAAGACCACGACGCGCCGGCACCAUCGCAAACCAGCCUUAUAUGGUACCGGAGACGGUGCCUGUCGGAGAAACCGACGUCCACCUGCAGCAAAUGUGCCGCCGCAGUUCGCUGUGGACGCCACUACCGCACCAGGGUGCGCAAACCGGGACCGUCCCACUGGUGUCGCUCGAGAACUCGGUGGUGGUCAUGGGCGACUACCCCAAGUCCGUCGGCGAAACACCAGCGGAGCAAGGAGAGACUGUCCGCGCGAUCUGCCAGUUCGUCAUCUUGCUCUUCUUGACGACGGCCGCAGUGCUCGUCCUAUGCCUGCUGCUCUUCGGAUCCUCGUUCGAAACUCGCACCAGGAACAGAAGCUCGGAGAACCCUACCAGCGCGGACGAAAGCUUCCGCCUCGAGGACUUUACGGUAGCCCCCGAGAUAGACGUGAUAACUCUGCGUGGGUCCACAAACGGAACCACCAUGGCUGUCUGGACCUUCUACAAGGACGUGGCCGAAACGGCGACUGGCAUACACAGGCGCUGACUGGAAGUAGCGGAAACGUAACGCUACGUUACCGAAAAGCCGAACAGAUGUGGGAUUUUUCUAGUAGCUCGUGUGACAUUGAAGAUAAAUUGCA
Dermacentor albipictus is the source of this 1293-nucleotide messenger RNA. RefSeq lists its product as uncharacterized. NCBI's taxonomy places the organism in Eukaryota, Metazoa, Arthropoda, Arachnida, Ixodida, Ixodidae. The record is from RefSeq and is a predicted model, not a curated record.